Molecule: messenger RNA, 1901 nt
Organism: Centropristis striata (black sea bass)
Lineage: Eukaryota; Metazoa; Chordata; Actinopteri; Perciformes; Serranidae
Gene: fbxw12
Product: F-box and WD repeat domain containing 12
Exons: 11
Coding region: 211-1635 (474 amino acids)
Molecular function (GO): protein binding
Source: RefSeq, a predicted model, not a curated record
GAGGAGGUAGAUGAUCCAGAGCUCCUCUUCUUUUACAAUGGCGACACCUGGUGGCGGAAUGGAGACACUGCAGGCUGCAGUCAAAACAAACCUCAACCUUCUCUUGUCCCUGGAUUCUUUCCGUAGCUUGCGCCAACUGUAAGCUUAUGUCGCUUUGACAUAUAGGAGUGUGACAAUUGUUGCAAAGGGUGCAGGAUUAUCGAUAUCAGUAUGGAUUUCCAUCAGCCACACUUGAUCGGUGAUUGUCUCAUUCAUAUUUUUACAUUUCUGACUGAGGAGGAUUUAAUCAGCGCCUCCAGUGUGUGUAAGGACUGGAACGAGGCUGCAGAGACUCCUUGGUUAUGGAGGAGGAUGUGUCUGCAGCGCUGGAGUUUCUGUAACCUGUCUGUGUUGGCGAGUGAACACGUGAAGCAGUCAUGGAAGAGAUACUUCCUGCGACGUUGCCAUUUAGAGAUGAAGAUGACGAAAGGCAGGUCAGGAGGUUACACCUGCAAAAGCCUCAGAGGACACACAGGCCGGGUGGCAGGGUUUGUGUACCUGCAGGGGAACUCAGCUCAGCUUCCUGACCUCUGGGACAGCAGCAGCGCCACAGUGUGCAGCGCCUCGGCUGAUGGGACAAUCCGAGCAUGGGACAUCCAAAACGGUAAAGUCCUGUGGUGCAGCCCUGUGCAGAGUCCUCUGACGGCCAUAAUAAGUGAUGAAAAGCAUGAAGUUGUGAUCACAGCAGACUCCACAGGCCUCAUCAAGACCUGGCAGGGUCAGAGCGGCCAGGAGGUGGCCUCCUAUUCUUCUGCAUCCCCAGACUGUACAUUACUACAGUACAGUAUCAACGACAAGUGGUUUCUGACUGUUGGAACCAGUCAGGGAUCCGUGUGUACACUAGCUGAUUCAGCUUUGACGAAAAAGUCUAGCGUUACUGUGUGUGACUCCUUUAAAGUCAACACACUCCUUAUUUCACCUGACAGGAAAUGGAUCGCUGCUGGAACUAAGGACAACGAUGAUAUCAGUCCAAAGGUGAUUUACACUGAGACUUUGACCUCGCCGACAGAGGACGAGGAUCCUCUGUGCCAGUCUGUGCCCGUCGCUGGCUGCCAGGCGGCUGUCUUCGUCCCCACCCAGCCCGCCAGACUGGCCAUUAUCCACCACCAGAGCCACAAUAACAAAGCCCUCACUGUCUUCGAUGUCAGCAUUACAAAGACUAAGUACAAGUCAGAGAUCAAGGUCCAGCAGGUGGAGUCCUUCCCGUUGACGCUGAACUCUGGGUCCUCACAAAUCCUUCUGGAGGCUAAGGACAGCAACUGCUUAGUGUUGGCAGCUGGUCCAGAGCUGAGGGUGUUCUCUCUGAAAGGAGCCCUGCUUGCUAGCUUUCAAGAGCACACUAUGCCUAUCUCUUCUAUAUGUGUGGAUAGCUUUCGUGUGGUGACGGCAUCCAAGGACCUGUCCUUACGAGUGUUGACAUGGAGAAAAGACAGAGACCAGGGGUUGACCCUGGAGAGCAGAUACCACUUACUGGGAGGCUCUCACACAAUGUCCAGAGGGUUCACUCAUGUCGCCUGCGAUUACUCCAGCAUCGUAGCCUCGACAGAAGGGAAUGACGGGAAAGACGUCCUCAAAGCGUAUUCUUUCACCUCCUGAGCUUCGCUGCUCCACAUUAAGGGCAGGAAGAGGAUUUUUGCUUCUCAUCCUCUUCGAUGAACGCACUUCUCAUGUCCUCAAUGACACACUGGAGGGCUCUAGUCAUGGAUUCAUACACUUUGCUUCCAUCCUCUGAGUUGUUUUCCAUCUGUUCAAAGGCAGACAAGACUCAUAAGUUGACAAGGAAAUCAAUUAAACUGUUAAAAAGAACCAUGUGCAUUGAUUUUCUUACCCAGGUGAAAGCCUUUAUUGUACGAUUCAGGAAA